AUGCUUUUCCGCUCUCUCCUGUCAACGGCUGUCAUAGCCCUUUCGCUAAGUGCAGACAAUGUCUCCGCUGCGAAGCAUGGCCCUUUUGGAAGAAAGGCGCGCGACUCGCUGGCCAAGCGCAGCCCGCCGCCUGUUCAAAAGCCAGGAAAUCAUUCCACCGAGGGUUUCAGAUUCCUGGAUCACAAAACAAAGCCUUACCGUGUGGAGAGCCUGCCCGACGUUCCGUUUGAUAUAGGCGAGAUGUACUCUGGAUCAGUGCCGAUCGAGAAGGGUAACAGCUCGAAAUCGCUCUUUUUCAUAUUCCAACCCAAGCUUGGGGAGCCGGUUGAUGAAAUCACUAUCUGGGUCAACGGUGGCCCGGGUUGUAGCUCCCUCGAGGGCUUUUUCCAGGAGAACGGUCGGUUCCUGUGGCAGCCGGGAACCUUCGCGCCUGUUGAGAAUCCUUAUUCCUGGGUGAACCUGACCAACGUGCUCUGGGUUGAUCAGCCUGUCGGAACCGGCUUUGCCUUGGGAACUCCAACUGCAGUCUCGCAGGAGGAAACAGCCAAGGAUUUUGUCGACUUCUUCAAGAAUUUCCAAAAACUUUUCGGAAUCAAGAACUUCAAGAUCUUCGUCACGGGUGAGAGUUAUGCCGGGCGUUACGUUCCGUACAUCUCUGCGGCAAUGCUGGAUGAGGAGGAUAAAGAGUACUAUGACGUGAAUGGAGCACUGGUGUAUGACCCUUGUAUUGGACAGCACGACUACGUGCAAGAAGAAGUGCCCGCAGUGCCAUUUGUUCAACAGCACGCCAACCUGUUCGGCUUCAACGCCAGCUUCAUGGAGGAAUUGGAGAGUCUCCAUAAUUCCUGCGGUUACGCGGACUACCUGGAUCAAUACCUGGUCUUCCCUCCCUCGGAAGUCCAGCCCCCGAAAUUAUUCAACACCACGAGCGAGGCCGACUGCGACGUCUUCGAUAUCAUCAACAACGAAGCCAUGCAGUCCAACCCUUGCUUCGACAUCUACGAAGUCAACCUGAUGUGUCCCCUCCUCUGGGACAUCCUCGCCAUGCCCACCGCGCUAGACUACCAGCCCGCCGGCGCGACCGUCUACUUCGAUCGCGAUGAUGUCAAGAAAGCCCUCCACGCCCCGAACAUCACCUGGUCCGCCUGCUCGACCGAAAACGUCUUCGUUGGCGGCGACGCAGGCCCCGAAGCCGAGGGCGAUAUCUCCGCCAACCCGAUCGAACACGUUCUCCCGCAGGUCAUCGAGGCAACCAACCGGGUGCUCAUCAGUAACGGCGACUAUGACAUGAUCAUCCUAACCAACGGCACCCUGCUGGCCAUCCAGAACAUGACCUGGAACGGAGAAUUGGGCUUCCAGGAGGCCCCGAGCACCCCGAUCGACAUCACCCUGCCAGAUCUCCAGUACCAGAAUGUCCUGGAGGAGAACGGCAUCACCACCUGGGACCUCGGCCAGGGUGUCAUGGGCAUCCAGCAUUACGAGCGCGGCCUCAUGUGGGCGGAGACGUACCAGAGCGGACACAUGCAGCCCCAGUACCAACCGAGAGUGACCUACCGUCAUCUGGAGUGGCUUCUGGGUCGGACUGAAUCGUUGUAA
Aspergillus affinis is the source of this 1596-nucleotide messenger RNA. It is a transcript of the gene sxa2, whose product is annotated as putative pheromone processing carboxypeptidase (Sxa2). The record is from RefSeq and is a predicted model, not a curated record. The transcript is spliced from 4 exons. Lineage: Eukaryota; Fungi; Ascomycota; Eurotiomycetes; Eurotiales; Aspergillaceae. The coding region runs from base 1 to 1596 and encodes 531 amino acids. Gene Ontology annotation, biological process: proteolysis. Gene Ontology annotation, molecular function: serine-type carboxypeptidase activity.